CCCGUGGAAUUUCCAUUAGUGGAUUUCUGUCCCACCGUUGAAAUUUAGAACACCUGUUCCACCCCCUAAAAUCAAUUACACUCCCUCGUCUUGCCUUUUUCCCUGUGACACCGUCAAUUUCCUGGAAGCCUCGCUGUAGAGAUGAAUUUCAACCCAUCUCUGAAUUUAAUUCCUCACACACUCAUGCUUUCUCACCUGUGAUUUUCUCUCUCUUUCUCUUUCUGUGCUGUGGUCGGGAUAAAAAAUCAUGAAUGACACAGAGUGAAUGGAUAUAGGGUGUGUUUUGUAGUGAAUAUAUGGUUGAAAAAAUGGGGAGAAAUUGCAAGAGAAGUUCAUCGAGUAAAUUAUUGCCAUUUCCUCAGCCAUUUGCCAAGCUCUCAAGGCGAGUACAACCGGAUGGUGAUGGUGUUUCGAUGUGAUGUCUCGAUGGUGGUGGAUGGAAAGUGUGAGAAACAUGGCCGAGUGAUGGGAUGUUUUAAGAAAUUAAUGCUGCAAUAAUAGGAAAUAUCGCUGCUGCCAGGCCCGAAAUAAUUCAAAUCAACUCGUCGGCAGUGUGUGGCACGUCCUAAAGACGUGAUUAAUAUUAACGAGAAAGAGUCAUGUGCCCCAUCCAGAGCCUCGUCUCAUUGUGCUGAUAAGGCGCACGUCUUGGGAAAAUGUGCUUAUGGAGAAAAUGUGAAAGAACAUCACGGUGGAUUAUUAAUUAAAAUUAAGAAAUUAAAUUAGGGGACACUGCUUAAAGACAUCCACCGCCCCCUCGCGAGGUGUGCGCGUGUGUAUUUGGGAUAUUAUACCGUGUAUUGAAAUAGUGUUGGAGAAGCAGCGUCGCCAGCAGCCGCCUGGCUUGGGCGUCAGAGGCAUGAAAAGCUCCAAAAUGACCCUCCAAAGGACACUUACAGCCACCUUCAGUAUUACCUCAAUUAUAUGGAUAUGGCUCCUCAUCGUGGCGCGACUUCCGGCAGCGAGAGCAAAAAUUGGGUACUUCUGGCACAUAACCGAUCUGCACUUCGAUCCGGCGUAUUCGACAAGGGGUGACGUCCUCAGGAGUUGCUGGUACAGCGAGCACCACCAGGGAUCGUCGAGGAGUGUGCCGGGUCGCUUCGGUGAUUACAGCUGUGAUAGUCCAUGGAGUCUGCUGGAGUCGGCCACGCAGGCGAUGCGCUCCCGCCAGGGCGACAAUGUGGAAUUUGUCCUAUGGACAGGCGAUGGUUUGUCGCACUCGACGAGACGUUCCUUGGAAUCACAUCGUUUGGAUCUCUUGCGCAACAUUACAGAAUUGCUGGGGCGUACAUUUCCGUCUCAAUUCGUGUUUCCGGUGCUUGGCCAUGAGGACGGCCAGAGCGGAAAUUUCCAUCGUCUCGGAGAAUUGUGGAGACAUUGGUUGCCGCUGGAGGCACUCCAGACUUUCGAGAAAGGCGGCUACUACACCAUUGAGCAGACAAAGAGUCGCCUCAGGAUAAUCGUGCUCAACACCAAUUUCAUGCGACAUGAUCCCUUCAAGUUCACGCAGAGUCACUCGGCGGCCAGCAGACAGAGGCCGGGCAGCGGGGACUCAUCAGAGCAUACCAAUUACUACUAUCACCACGGGAAUUACUACCACGGAUCCAACAAUGGCUACUACGCGGCCGUGCCGGCGACGGAUGGCGGCCAGACCAGAGCACUUUCGGGAGCAGAGAGUCAUGAAUCACAGAGACAAUGGGAGUGGCUGGAAGCGGUGCUGGCCAAAUCCAACAGGAACAAAGAAACUGUCUACAUUGUGGGUCAUAUGCCACCGGGGUCGGACGAGAGACAAGUGGGAAAUGGCCCGAAUGGACAUUCGACCUUCACUGAGAAGAACAACAGCAAGUACCUUCGAUUAGUGAGGAAGUAUUCGUCGAUAAUUCAGGGGCAGUUCUUCGGGCACCUCCACUCGGACUCCUUCCGGAUCGUGUACAGUGACAUGGGAAAGCCUGUUUCAUGGAUAAUGAUUGCGCCGUCUGUGACGCCCAGGAAAAUGAAUGUUGGUGCCAAUAAUCCGGGGAUGAGACUCUACAAAUUCGAAACUGAUACAGGGCAGGUGCUGGACUAUACGCAGUACUAUCUAGAUCUGGAACAGGCCAAUGCUGCAAACGAGGCUUCCUGGCAAGCUGAGUACAAUUUGACCACACAGUACUACGGUCUGGCCGAGGUGACAUCCCUGGCUCUGCACAAUUUGGCCGACCGCUUCUCAAAUAACGAAGAUCCCCUACUUGCCAAAUACUACCGUGCAAAUUCCGUUCGCUACGUGUCGAAUCAGUGCGACGGAGCCUGUGCAUUGAAUCACUACUGUGCCAUAACGCGUCUGGAUUAUUCGGAAUUCCGCGAGUGCUUGGAUACUCCGGCCAGUGCCCUCAGCCGAGCCCAGACGGCUCAGCGAUCGCUCUUGGUGCUCCUGCUGUCACUUCUGCUGGCGCUCCGGCAGCGGCGCCCCCUGCAAGGGCUCCUCACCGCCCUGCAGCCCCACAGUGCCACCCACCGCGAGCCCACGCGACCCACCAAGUGCUUAGGGGUAGUUUUGUACAUAAUGUGGUGGGUGGCGAGGCGGAUGUGGGGGUGCCAACGAGACGAGGUCUCUACUUUAGGUAGUGUUUGUGAGGAUGUCUCCCGUGUUUGUGAUAAUUCCUCGACUGUGGCCAUGCCAUUGUCCUCCCCGCCCUCAUCCAGCCUCCCUCCACGCUCCACCUGUACCAACUGCACUUAGGUAAGUUCCAUGGACAUAACCACAGACUCAGCAUAGUCAUUAUUUGUCCUGUUCAUUUCAACAAAACGGAAGGCCUCAAGGGGUGUGCCACUGGGGUGUUUAAGGCUUCUUGUGCUCUAAUUUCCAAAAUUCCAUCGGAUGAAAAUCAGCUCUUCUAGCUUCUGGACAAGAGUGCUCCUCAGAGUGGCACACCUUUUGACCGAACCUCUAAACAGAGCGCAAACCGAAGAUCCUCGACUUCAGAGCAGAGAGAACUUUACAAAAAAAAAACAAAAUAUUCUUCUGUGUGUCACUUGAAUGAGUGCUUCUUUCGUAAAUUGUAUUAUUAUAUAAAUGUCUAAGAGAAAAAAGAGAAAAAAUUAUGUGCUGUGCUACUUAAAAAAAGAGAGAAGGAGAAAAAAUAAACUGAGCAUUGGAUGACGCAUUUUGAUAAAGGUGUGUUGUGUGAAGAUGAAGAUUGGAGCCACUUUUCUCAGCCUCGCUCCCUCUACAGAAGGAACAACUUUUUCCUCCUUCAGCGUUGAGGGUAAAGGUGGUCUCCCUAAGUAUAACUCAAUGUGUUUUGUCUUUUUCCACCCACACCCAAUUUCAUUCCGCGCCCCAAAUGUGGGUGAGGAAUUUCCAGGAAAAUAUGUGCUCAACAUUUUCUCAUCGGUUCCCCAUUUCUUGCGUUCUUUAAUGUGUACAUAAAUGUUGAUAAGAAUAAUUUUUAUAUUUGCAUAUACAAUGUAAGUGGAUAAAAGAGAUUUACAUUUAUAGGUGAAAAAAAUUGAGGGACUACUUGUGAGUAAUUGCAAGACAAAUUGAUAAAAUAAUUUUUUCGGUUAUACAUUAACUUUAUUGACUCUUUAUUAGAACAAUGGUGUCACCAAAAUAUGUAUUGAAAAUACAUAAACUGAGGAAUUGUUUUUUUUGUUUUUAUCGAUGAUGAAAUAAUGUUAUAAAAUUAUGGGAAUAACAAGUAGCAUAAAAGUCUAAGAUCAUAAAAAUUCACAGUAUAAAAUGAAGAAUCUUAACUGUCGUUAUAUGUAUAUAAAUAUUUAUUGAGUAUAUAUUCUAAAAGAGAGGAAAAAACGUGAAAUAAAAAAAAAUCUGAUGGAAUUUCUUAUCGAAAUAAAGAGACAGA
Molecule: messenger RNA, 3845 nt
Organism: Phlebotomus argentipes
Lineage: Eukaryota; Metazoa; Arthropoda; Insecta; Diptera; Psychodidae
Product: acid sphingomyelinase-like phosphodiesterase 3b
Exons: 11
Coding region: 860-2719 (619 amino acids)
Source: RefSeq, a predicted model, not a curated record